AUGACUUUGUCCUGUCAGAGGAUGGAUGAAGAAAGAGGUUGGAUCAAUGUUGUGAAAACAAGUGGCGAACUGAAACUGAAAUUUGGCCUGUGGACGUUCAUCGUCGUUUGUUGUCUAACUUUUUGUCUCUCAUCUUGCGUGCAGUUUGUGCGACGGGCCCGCGCGGCGGUAAGGCUGGGGAUGACGUUUGUUCCUUCCUUGUUUGGAGAUUGGACGCCGCGACUGUAGACCCACACCUGCUUGCUACCUGCACGCACAUUCACACCGGUGUCAUUCAAAGACAAAGUAUCACGCUUAUAUCCUGACACCUCACCCAGGAAACUUCUCCACGCAACAUCCUCUCAUGCCGAUACUGCUCAACAUGGACGAACAAUACCAGCAGUUCCGCUCCAUCAUGGACGGCAUCAGCACCAGUCUGCAGAGAUGGGCGCGUCAAGAGCAAGAAGUGCUCAACGACACCGAAGCUAAAGUUGCCAAAGCCAAAGCAGACAUCGAGAAGGCGAACGCGGUCAAGCUGGACAACAUCCGGAAGCAAAUCGCGCUCUUGCAACAGCAGAAGAAGGACGAGACACGCAUGUUUCUGCAAAGCCAGGGGGAGACUGUGGUUGGAGACCAGACGACCGUGACUUCGAAACAAGAGGACGAAGCAGAUAUCAAGCCCAAGAAAGACGUCGCUGCCACAAAGUCAGCGAACAAGACUGCACUUCAGAAGCCGGAAAAGGCCGUCAAACCCACCGCCAGCAAACCCAAGAACCGCGUUGCAAAGUCAGCUCGCCAUUCCAGCGGCGAACGCCGCAAACCAGCGAAAGCGCCGAGCGCGAAACGCCCCAGCCUACCUACACCCAAGACAAAGCCGAUUCCAGCAUCUCAGCUUCCCACAGAUCAGGUCAAACCCUUCUCCGCGAUCAGCGACGCCUUUCCAACCAUCGUCCGCUCUGCCGACAACGACGCCUGGAUCGAACUGCGCUGCUACAUCUGCGGCACAAACACGAAGAAGUCGGGCGAGCCCCUCCGCGGCGGACACGGUUUCGUCCUCCACCUCAAGGCGAAGCACCCGGAAUUCCAUCCUGCGGGCGCGGAGAAAUGGCAUCAAUCGCAUGUUCAGAAGACGUGUUGUUAUCAUCGGCUCUCUGCAGAGGAAGCUCAGGGGAUUCUCGACAGGACGCCGGGUGCGUAUCUUGUCCCGGCGGUGAAGCCUUCAGGAACGGAGCAGACAGCGAUUGCGACGUUGGAGGGGCACGACGACGAUGGCGACGACGACGACGACGACGACGACGAUUUCCACGACGAUGAUGAGAACAACAGCGACCUCGAUGAUGAUCUCCCGCUCCGCCUUGCGCACUCCGCCCGAUACGACGACGACGACGACGACGACGAUGUUGUUGUUAUCAAACCGCGCUACAUGCGCCAGCCCCUCACGCACUCUACCCAAGCCUCCACACCCAGCGAGAAAGUGUACCUCGGAGCCCGCAAGUCUGCUCCAAGCCUUCCUCCCAAGCGAAGCCUGGAAAAGGACGAAGCGGAGUUGGACUCGCGCAAGGCGGCGAAGACGGCCGCCACACCACCAAGAGACGAGCCAAAUGGAGGACUUACCGUUGAUGGCUCGCUGAAUGGGAUUGCGUAG
This is a messenger RNA of Neohortaea acidophila, 1624 nucleotides long. RefSeq lists its product as uncharacterized. The record is from RefSeq and is a predicted model, not a curated record. NCBI's taxonomy places the organism in Eukaryota, Fungi, Ascomycota, Dothideomycetes, Mycosphaerellales, Teratosphaeriaceae. The transcript is spliced from 2 exons. The coding region runs from base 344 to 1624 and encodes 426 amino acids.